UGUUAAAGAAGAAACUUGUGUCGUUCAGUGCUCUGACUUUUUUCACUUAUUAUUGCUAAAAUAAUUGUUAAACAAUUAUAAAUUGUUGAUAAAUCGGUUAAUUAAAUUUUUCUGAACAGAUUGUGAUAUAAAUUAUUGCUGAUUUUUGUAAAUUUUGACCAAAAUUAAUGGACAUGUCAGAGUUGUUGGAGCUGACAAAGAAAAAUUUUAAUUUGUUAAAUAGUGGACAAGUGAUAUAUAAAAAAAAGUGUGGAUAAAGUAUCUGACGUGCUGAUACAAUUAAUCAACCAACAUAAUUAAAAAUGGGACUGAAAAAUGACAAAAUUGGUUUGUCAUUGGAGACAAAAUGAUAUUUGAGUACAUUGCAUCAAAUAUAUUCAUGGCAAAAACGUCUUGCCAAUACAUGUAACAUCAGACGCAUAUAAUGAAAAAAAAAUGUGAAGAGAUAGUUACUGAUUUAUUUAAAACAACUGAGAUGAAGUGAAUGAUGUUAAUGUUAAAAGUGAGUCAUAAGGUACGUCGUCGACAUUAGUUUGUGUUACCAAGUGUUUUAAAAAUUAAGUGAAAUGUUUAUAAACUAUUUGAUAAUACAAUGAUCAUAUGAAAUGCUGGUACACUUGAACCACCAACAAAGUGCAUCAAGACCAUCCACAUGAUAUUAUGCUUCAACAAUAAUGAAUCUCUGUUAAUGAAGAAUCAUUACUCAAUUAUUUACAUUUUGCAUGUGCAAUUGAAUUUAAAAAAUGUCAAGUUUAAAUGAAAUCCAACAUCUUAUGAGUUAUGAGCUGUCUGAUAUGAUUUUAUCUAUCUUUUACUGGGGAACAAUCAAUAACAUUACAUGGUGCUGGUAUUAUUGGCUCUUAGGCUCUAUCUAAUGUAACACUUGUUGUUAUUGUUCAACAUUUAUCAAUUUCUAUUGAAAUUGUCUUUGGUAAAUCGCUGGUGUUGCUGAUGAAUCAUAACAUGUUGGCUCGAGAGUUGAGAGUAUCAAGAAAUUGCUGCCUCUACUGAUGAGAGUGUAAAAAAUAUUCUCGCAACGACUCAGCUGACAACUCGAGACCUUCUUUUGAAAUUGAUAAAUCACUUUCAAAUCAUAAUGAUAAUAUGAACUAUAUUUAAAAAUAUAAUAUCAACAAUUUAUUAUAAUUUUUAAAUAAAUAAGUCGAAUAGUUUAUUAUAAAGUAAACAAUUAUACAAACAAUCUAUUGCAGUAAUUUAUAUUUUUCAAUUUCAUUCAGUUAAUAUAAAAACAAAAACUUUAUCAAGUACUUUAUAAACUAUACAUGGUGAAAAGUGUUUUCACAAAAAAGUUUUAGUGAAAAGUGUAGUGAUCAUUGUUUUGUGUACGUUUGUGUAGUGUGUGUAGUGCUUGUGUGUGAUCAUUGAACCUGUUGAUGAUCCAAUUGAAUCAUCACAUGGAGUGUAUCAUCCUCUAGUCUUCAUGGAUUGCAGUAGCCUGAGCAAUUUGAUGACCAGCGUGGGAAGAUGAACAUCCGCUUACAAGGUACAUCAACAGACUUGGUACCACAAUUACUUGGUAUGUUUGACGAGUUAGCAAGAAAAGAUCAAUUUAAUAAUAAUAUUAAUGAUCAAAUACCAUCAUCAAUACAAAAACGUUUGAGUCUUGUUGCUGUAAAUUCACAACGUAAUACCAUAUUCGGUCAGAUUUGUACUGGUAAAAUGGAACAGUCACAAUCAUCAGCAAUGCAACAACAACAGCAGCAACAACAACAACAGCAUCAACAGCAAAAUCAUGAUAUAAAUUGUAUCAUACCGUCUUUGGAUAAACGUUCAUCUCCUUUUUCACAACUUCUUUUACCAUCACGACGACCACCACCUCCACCACCACCACCACCAUUACCACCACUACCUAAUAAUUCAUCUUGUUCAAUAACUUCUUCAACAGUGUCUUUUUUAUAUCCAAAAGUUGAAAUAACUGUCAGUGAUAAUAAUAAUAAUAAUGAAAAUGAAAUAAAAAAUUUACAAAAUAAUAAUAAUAAUAAUGAAAAAAAUCAUACAAUAUUAAAUGAUAAUAAUAGUAAUAAUAAUAAUGAAGAUGAUAUUGAUAAUGUUGAUGAAGAUAACAAUCAUGAAGAUGAUGAUAAUGAUGAUAAAAAUAUAAAUAAAUUAACAACACCAAAAUAUGGAGGUAGAAGAAAAAAUAAUAAUAAUAAUAUCGUUAGUAAUAUUAACAAUAAUAAUGGUAAUAUUGAUAGACCAUUGUCAGGUAGUUCAAUAUCAUCAUCAAGUACAUCAUCAAGUGGAUGUAGUAAUCAGGAUACAACUAGAUCAGUUAAUCCAUAUUUAACAUCUGUUGAAUCACUUGCUGAUACUUGUGCAAGUUCUCAAGGUUCAGGUGAUAGUGGUGUUGUGACAAAAUCAGAUACAAAUUGUAGAAUAAUUGAUGAUAACUUAAUUGUUUCAUCAUCACAUAUAACAACAAUGAAUUCAUCACCACAAUUUAUGUUUCAUCGUGCACGUUAUUGUGAUCCACAACGUAAUUCUGUUGAAAAAGUAUUACUUGAAAUUGUUGAUACUGAAGCAAUAUAUGUUGAACAUAUACGUCAAAUAAUACAAGGAUAUUUAAUAUAUUGGCGUAAUAAUAAAAUAACAUUAUUAAAUGAUAAUGAAUUAAAUAAUUUAUUUAGUAAUAUUGAAGAUAUAUAUAAAUUUAAUUAUAAAUUUCUUGGUGAAAUUGAAAAUUGUGGAUUGGAUCCAGUGAAAGUUGCAAAUAUAUUUAUUAAAAAUAAUUCUGGUUUUAAAGUAUAUACUGAAUAUUGUACAAAUUAUCCACGUACUGUUGAAACAUUAACAAAUUUAAUGGGUCAUGAUGAUACUGCAAAUGAAUUUCGUGAAAGACAAGCAUCACUUUGUCAUGCAUUACCACUUGGUUCAUUUUUACUUAAACCAGUACAACGUAUAUUAAAAUAUCAUUUAUUACUUGAAAGUUUAUCACGUGAAUAUGAUACAUUAAAAAUUAAUAAUCAAAAUAAUCAAAAUAAUAAUAUUAAUUAUGAUAAUGAUAUAUAUUUAAAAGGACAAAAAUCAAUUGAUGAUGCAUUAAAUGGUAUGAUGGAUAUUGCUAAACAUAUUAAUGCUAUGAAAAGAAAACAUGAACAUGCUGUACGUGUACAAGAAAUACAAUCAUUAUUAUAUGGUUGGGCUGGACCAGAUUUAACAACAUAUGGUGAAUUAAUUGCUGAAGGAAGAUUUCGUAUGAGAGGUGCUAAAGCACCACGUCAUGCAUUUUUAUUUGAUAAAAUGUUAUUAUUAACAAAAAAAAAAGAAGAUGGAUUACUUGUUUAUAAAGCUCAUAUUAUGUGCUCAAAUUUAAUGCUCAUUGAAAGUAUACCAGGAGAAGCUUGUAGUUUUCAUGUAAUUCCAUUUGAUAAUCCACGUUUGCAAUAUACACUUCAGGCACGCAAUACAGAACAAAAAAGGGAAUGGACAUUACAAAUAAAACGUGUUAUGUUAGAAAAUUAUAAUGCUGUUAUUCCAGUACAUGCACAAGAACUUGUAUUACAAAUUGGUCAAAAUCAAAAUAAUAAUGAUAAUAUAAAUACAAAUUUUGAUAAAAUAUCAAUGAAAAAACAAUAUUCAUCACCACCAGAAUAUUUAGAACGUAGAAAACAAGAUAAAGAAAGAAGACGUUCAGAAGCUGGACAAAAAAUUAAAAAAUUAUUAAAAACAGAAACAGCUGAUAAUUCACCAUUAUCAAUACGUAAAUUAACAAUUGAUAAUAAUGAUAAUGAUAAUAAUAAUAAUUUACAUGAUAAAAGUUUAAAUCGUUCAUUAGAUUCACGUUCAUCAAAAGUUAAAGAUCGUUUUACAAAUUGGCGAAGAAAAUCAGAGCCUGGUUUUCAAUCAUAUAUAUCAUUAAAUCAAUCAGAUGAUGAACAUACUGAUAAUAAUAAUAAUAUCAAUAAUGACAUUGAAGUUGCAAUUGAUGCAUUAAAUUAUGAUGAUGUUAUUGAUAAUAAUGAUAAACAAAAUGACGAUGAUGAUGAUGAUGAUAAUAAUAAUAAGAAUAAAAAUAAUACCAAAGAUACUAAUGAACAAAUAAACAAUAAUAGUAGUAAUAAUUCAUCAAGAACUGUUGAAGAAAUUGUUGGACAUAUAUUAUAUAUGCAAAAUAAAGAAUUUCAAAAAUUAUUAGAAAAACAAAGAAAUAAUAGUAUGACUAAUAAUGUACGACAACAACAAAGAUAUAAUAAAAAUCAUAAUUCCAUUGAUACAUCUGAUGAUAGUGAUAAUCCUGAAACAGAUAUAUCAUCAAUAAAUAAUUCAUUAUUAUCAAUAAAUAAACAAAAUAAUACAAAAAAUAUAAAACGUAUAAUACGUAAAGAUAAACAUUUAUUAAAAUCAAAUAAUUGUUGGAAUAGUUUAGAAUCAUCAACAAAUAAUAAAUAUAAUAAUUUACAAAAAAAUAAUAAUGAUAAUACACAAAUAAUUGAUAAUAAUAAUAUUGUAAAUAUUAAAAAAAAUAAUGUUACAGAAAAAAAACAAUUAUUUGAAUCAUUUAAAAAACAAAAUAUUAUAACAGACAGUAAAAUUAUUAAAACAGCAUUGAGAAUACGUGACAAUUCAUUGUAUGAUGAUGAUGAUGAUGAUGAUGAAGAAGAUGAAGAAGAAGAAGACGAUGAUAGAGAUGAUGAUAAUAAUAAUAAUAUGACAAAUAGUGAUUUAAGUUUAACAAAUAAAAGUUUUGGUAAUUAUGAUAAUUUAGAAAAUAUAUGGAAUAAUUAUGAUAAUAAAAAACAAGAUACAAAUAGUCCAACAGCAAUAUGGUUAACAAAAUUAUGUGAUGAUUUACCAACAUCACCACAAAAAUGUGGCUCAUUACCACGUAGUUUUCAAAUAAAUCCAAGUUCACAAAUGAUUAUAACAAAAAGAUUAUUACAAAGAGAUGGUAAACCAAUGAGUGAACGUCCAUUUACAAUUGCAUCUGAUAAACCAGCUGAAAUUAAUUUAGAAGAUAUGGAAAGAUAUGCAACAACAUAUCAACCAAAAGAUAUUAUUGCAAAAUUUCCAUUAUCAUCAACAUCAACAAUAACUUGUUCAUAUUCAAUUGAUGAUAAUUUAACUGAUGCAAAUCAUAUGAAAGUUAUUGAAACAGAUAUACAUCCUGAUCAUAAAAUAUAUCGUGAAAAUAAUAAUAAUAAUAAAUUUAAAAAUGUAUUAACAAAAGCUGGUAAUCGUUUACAAGUAUUAAGAUCAACAGUUAGUGCUGAAACACUUGAAAUAAUUGAUGAUUAUAAUAAUACAAAAUUAACAAAACGUAAUAAUAAUAAUAAUAAUAAAAAUAAAAAAAAUAAAUUUAAAUUAUCACGUGAAUCAUCAAUUGAUGAUAUUGAUGAAACAAAUUUAUCAACAAUUAAUUUACAACAUUCAUCAUUGUAUUAUAAACAGGGAAGUUCUUGUCUUGGUGCUAGAAUUGCACAAUCAGAUUAUGCUGAUCCAUCUGUAUUAUUUUUUGAUUUAAAAAAAAUUAAUUUAUCAACAAAUGAAUCGACAAAUAGUAAUAAUAAUAUCAUUGAAAAAAAAAUAACAACAAAUGCCAAUGAUAAAAAUGAUAAUUCAAUUGAUGAUGUUGAUGUUGAUGUUAAUAAAAAAAUUAAUGAAAGAAAUCCAAGUGAAACAGAUUCAUUUUAUGAAAGAUGUUUUGAAAAAAUUGAAAAUUAUGCUGAUAAUAUUGCUGAUACAAGUUAUGUUGUUGAUGCUGAUGUUGAUACUGAUGAUGUAUUUAGAGAUAGUGCAAUAUUUAGUGAUAUUGAUGAUAGUAAUUUAAUUGUUAAAAAUAAUAAAACAUAUAAUGAUAAUAUUAUUAAAAUUAAAACUAAAAUUACACAACCAACACCACCACCACCACCAUCAGUACCAAUUAAAAUACGUAAAUCAAAACCAUGUAUUGCACGUAAACCAGAUAAUUUAAAAAUGAAAGUUAAAGUUAUUAAAAAAUGUGAACUUGUACCACAGUGUGUUAGAGUUAAAGUAUCAUCAACAAAUCAAAGUCAAAGUGGUAAUGUUGGUAAAUUAAUAAAUGGUGGUAGUGUUGAUGAAAUAUCUGCAGGACAGAGCCAAGCUGGCUGGGUCAAAAAAAUUGUUGGACAAUUGCAAGGACAAAUUUAAUUAAAAAUUAAAUAACAACCAUCUAGUACAAUUUAAUUAAAAAAUUCGUAUACCGUUACUGU
Molecule: messenger RNA, 6191 nt
Organism: Aphidius gifuensis
Lineage: Eukaryota; Metazoa; Arthropoda; Insecta; Hymenoptera; Braconidae
Gene: GEFmeso
Exons: 7
Coding region: 1486-6129 (1547 amino acids)
Molecular function (GO): guanyl-nucleotide exchange factor activity
Source: RefSeq, a predicted model, not a curated record